Mesitornis unicolor (brown roatelo) is the source of this 576-nucleotide messenger RNA. Its product is annotated as vacuolar protein sorting-associated protein 29-like. NCBI's taxonomy places the organism in Eukaryota, Metazoa, Chordata, Aves, Mesitornithiformes, Mesitornithidae. The record is from RefSeq and is a predicted model, not a curated record. Gene Ontology annotation, cellular component: retromer complex; endosome. Gene Ontology annotation, biological process: intracellular protein transport; retrograde transport, endosome to Golgi. The transcript has 4 exons.
AUGGUUUGCCAGGCUUUGCGAACGCCCUGGAGUGACAUAAAGCUGGUGUUAGUAUGAGGGGACCUUCACAUCCCCCACCGGUGCAGUGGCCUACCGGUGAAGUUCAAGGUGCCAGGAAAGAUUCAGCACAUCUUGUGCAUGGGAAACCUCCGCACCCAGCAGAACUAUGACUACCUCAGGACACUGGCUGUGGACAUCCGCGUUGUUAGGGGGGACUCUGAGAACCUGAAUUAUCCUGAAGAGAAGGUUGUAACUAUUGGGCAGUUCAGAAUUGGGCUGAUUCAUGGCCAUCAGGUUUUUCCCUGGGGUGAUGUGGCCAGCCUGGCACUGCUGCAGAGGCAGCUGGAUGUGGACAUUCUCAUCUCGGGACACACACGCAGAUUUGAAGCGUUUGAAUAUGAAAACAAAUUCUACAUCAACCCAGGAUCAGCUACAGGAGCCUACAGUGCUCUGGAAACGAAUAUCAUCCCUUCGUUUGUACUGAUGGAUAUCCAGGCUUCCACUGUUGUGACUUAUGUAUACCAACUGAUUGAGGAUGAUGUGAAAGUAGAAAAAAUCGAGUUCAAGAAGUACUGA